UCUCUCUCUUCGUCUUUGGAAUUUUCAGCUAUGGAGGCCUCAAGGCAGCAGCUAGCGAGCUGCUCUGAACUAACACGAUCUAGUUCAAAACCAGUGCUCGAGGAAUUCAUACCCAUCAAACGCUCGAGCUCCGAAGGCUCAGAGACAACAAACAUGACUUCUGAUAAAGCAAAUUGGAUGACAUCUGCUCAGUUGUGGAGUGAUCAGAGCUUCCCCUCUUCUCAAAAACCCGCUUUCAACGGAAAACAGAGGAAUGGUGGAGCUUUCCUCCCGUUCUCUAAGGAUAGAGAAAGCAGAAAGACUCUCUCGGACCUUGCCUUGGCUUCCACAGAGAAGGAAGAAAUAGAGAGUCCUAAAUUCACAGAGCAUGAAGCCUCCGGGGCCAACAAGAUGAAAGAGAACUACAACCAGGUUCAAGGGGGUGGAGGAGGAGGGUUAGAGAGAGAGGAGAAUAAGGGGAGUAGUGGUGGUCAGACGCAGAGGAAGGCAAGGAGGUGUUGGUCUCCUGAUUUACACAGGCGUUUUGUUAGUGCACUUCAACAGCUUGGUGGGUCUCAAGUUGCCACCCCAAAGCAGAUCAGGGAGCUCAUGAAGGUUGAUGGAUUGACCAAUGAUGAGGUGAAAAGCCACUUACAGAAAUACAGGCUCCACACAAGACGGCCAAGCCCCACCCCACAAGCAGUUCCCACACCGGCUCCACAACUAGUAGUCCUGGGUGGCAUCUGGGUCCCACAACCUGACUUCUCUAACCCCUCUCCCAAUGUUAACCCCUCCAACCCAUCACAAACUCUCUACACCACAACCCCACCAACCCAACCCCACCACUUCUGCCAGCCAACAAUGGCCCAAGACCACCUCUACGCGCCCACGCACCGAACCUAUUGUGACCAAAUGGCUCUAGCCCACAUGAACCCAUCUCACCCGAACGGCUCGGUGAUCGAGCAGAGAGGUGGGUCGGAGAGCAUAGAAGAGGAUGGAAAGUCAGAGAGUGGGAGUGCCGAGAACGAGGUUAGAGAUGCGGGUCCAGCCCUCUCGCUAUCUCGCAUGCAUGGCCAUCGUCAUGGGAAUCGUGGCCAUGAUGGCGAUGACAUGGAUGAAGAUGGGGACGGUGAUGAUGAUGAUGGGGAUGAUGGGGAUGAGGAUGAUAGUACAGGGAGUGAGAUAACACUGAAGUUUUAGCUUAGGUUUUUUUUAGGUCUAAUGUGUGAUUUAGAGCUUCCUAGUGUUGUAUCUAUUAACCACUGUAUGUUCUAAGAAUCUGAAACCAAUUUCCCACCUAGAGCAUCUGUUUCCUCGGCUUAUAUAUAGGACUGACAAUUGUGUCUUUAGAGUUUUGAUAAAUGACCAAAUUAUCUUGUUCAUCUCCAUAUGGUUAUGAUGUUAAGUCCUUGGUUUGAGGGAAUUUCUUUAGGAAUUCAAGUGAAAUCAGCUCUUUUUCUC
Messenger RNA from Amborella trichopoda, 1440 nucleotides. Lineage: Eukaryota; Viridiplantae; Streptophyta; Magnoliopsida; Amborellales; Amborellaceae. The record is from RefSeq and is a predicted model, not a curated record.